Molecule: messenger RNA, 1305 nt
Organism: Linum trigynum
Lineage: Eukaryota; Viridiplantae; Streptophyta; Magnoliopsida; Malpighiales; Linaceae
Source: the annotation of a GenBank genome assembly
GCUGAAUGGUAGUCUUGUCACACAUCAGUGGACUGAUAGAGUGUUCUUGUUACUAACAAAAAGAGUAAAAGACAAACAAACAAGAGGAUUUGCAUUUUAUUUUUAAAUUUCUAUGAGCUUUUAUACAGCCGUUGGUCCGAUGAGUUUUUGGGUUGAUAAUUUUAUUCAUAUUUUUAAAGGAUUAUAUGCAUAAUAUUCUCUUCUAUUUUACAUUUUUUUUUCAAAUAUGUCCCUUUACUUUAAAUUACAUUAAUUCAACUUUAUUAUUGUUAAACAUUGUUCAAAUCUACCCCCAUGUUAUCAGUCAAUAUAAUAUAUUGGAAAUGAGAGACUAAAAGACAAAUCUGCUCCCCUUAGUUCCGUUUCAUCGUCCCCAACUUCCCCCUCAUUUACCAUCUCCGAUUACCCCCAAAAGGAGCAAGCUCGACAUCAAUCCCCCCUACCCUACAUUUCCCCCAAUCCCUCCAGCAAUUUUGUUUUUUCUCGGCGGUUGAUUGAUGCGGAGACCUCCAACUCCUCCGCAUCUUGACCGCUCUCGGGACCCCAGCCCCUUCCUCUGUGUACCUCUGAUGCGGCAUAGCCACGCCGAUGUCGAUCCUUUGAGCCUCUCUCUAUCUUUCUGAUUUGCGACCAUUCCCUAAUUCGGGGCCUCCCCUGCACCCGAACCUGUUAUUCGACCUCUUAUCGUAAGACUACACACCUUGGUAAAUAAUCGACCCCUCCUUCUGUGUCUUUUGUCAAUUCACAAAGCCUAAUUCCUCAAUCAUAUUGUCUUAGGGAUUGGGGUUGCUGGAAGGUCUACUGUUGAGAAGAUGGACUUCGAGAUCAACGAUGACGGUGAGGUGGUGGCGUCAGCACGAGAAACACAGGGGCGGGGAAAAUGGGAUCGACGAAGGGGGAGGUAUGUGUUGAAGAAGUCGUUCGAUUUGAUGGCGAUCGGCAUUGGAUCAGUGGAUGGGAGCGCUUUUUUGGCGAUGAAAGAGGGGAUAAACUUGUCUUUUAGUCUCUCAUAUCCAUGACAUUUUACUAACCAAUUUCGGGUGGACCGGAUUUGAAGAUUCUAAGACCAACAUACUAACGGAGGGGGAGGUUUGAGCAAAGUUUAAUAGUAUGGGGUAGAUUUGAUGUAAUUUAGAGUAGAGAGGCAUAUUUGAGAAAAAUGUAAAGUAGAGGGACAUAUUUUACAUAUAACCCAUUUUUAAAUGAUUUGAAAAUUAUAAAUAGGGUUAAUAGCCUUUUGUACCCUUUUACUAAGGCACAUUAUCCAUCCACAAGUCGAUCCAAUUAUAAAUAGGGUUAAUAGCA